UUUUCAGAUGAGUGCGUUGGAUAUUCGAAAGGAACAGUAUCAAGAAGCUCUUCAAAAUCGCGUUAUGAACGAGUUCGUUCGUAUCAUAAAUUUGCCUACCUCACAAAAGAAGGAUUUUAACAUUGUUCUGGAUGAGCUCCUGGUCAUACUAGGUUAUGAUAAGGAACGUGAGCACGAUUAUCAGCCUUUGUCCUGGCCGAGACCGGCCGGAGUGGGAGCCGUGUAUUACGCUAUACAAGCAAAAAUGACCUACAAUUUCUGGCAAUUUUUUUGUAAGAGUGGAAAAAACCGCUUGAACGAAUACAAUGCGGCACAUGGUACCAAGAUAGUCUUCAUUCAAGAGAAAAGCAUGAAGCAAACCGAUCAGAAUAAGCUCUGUCUGUACCUAAGGAACAAGAUCAAGGAUCGAUAUGCUGCUGUAAACAAAAGGCCUAUUGAUAUCAAAAUACGUAAGGCGAAGAUUGAAAUUGGAAGCUUCGGUGCAUUUGACCCUGUAAUAUUGGCUCGAAGGUUGGAAUGGGAUUAUAGCGAUUGGGCUGGUCUACCAUUUGAUGAAAUUCUGGACUUGAAAAUCAAAAAAGAUGAGGAGGCUGGGAACUUGCAUAUUGGUAAAUUAACACUACCUGGGUUGGAAGAAAAAGAGAAAGAAAAUGUUCAACCUUCAUGUUCUUAUUCCGAAACUGUGGUCCGUGGAGUGAAAAGGUCAAAAGACAAUGUGGAACCGUGCCAAAAGAAACGCAAGGAUUAAUUCGACUUGGACUUGAUCUAAAUUUUGUUUUUGUGUGUCAUUUUCAACCGGU
Molecule: messenger RNA, 800 nt
Organism: Cylicocyclus nassatus
Lineage: Eukaryota; Metazoa; Nematoda; Chromadorea; Rhabditida; Strongylidae
Source: the annotation of a GenBank genome assembly